CUCGCAGUUGUUCAGACAGUGUCGUCAUUAUCUCCGCUCUCGCGACGAGAAAGCGUGAUUCAUAUUUUUAGCUCCCCCAUCAGUGUGCUUUCAGUCGCAGAAACAAAACGCCCCAUGCAGGAUGCGAGUUUUGUUCGUCUGCAUUGGUAACUCCUGCCGAUCGCCCAUGGCGGAAGCCGUGAUGCGGGACAUGCUGCAGAGGGAACACUUGGACGACUGGACGGUGGACAGUGCAGCCCUAGCGGAUUGGAAUGUCGGUCGGUCACCGGAGGAGCGCUGUCUGGCUGUGCUCAGAGAGAAUGGACUGGAUUCAGAGCAUGUUGGGCGACAGAUCGGUGAGAGUGAUUUCCACCGGUUCGAUUAUAUUUUCGGGAUGGACGAGGGAAACGUGAGGGACUUGAUGGCGUUGGCUCCGGCAGGUUGUGUGGCUCGGGUGGAACUGCUGGGGAACUACCGGAUGAAGGAGUUGGAUAAAAUUAUAUUUGAUCCGUAUUUUGAACGUGGAAUACACGGGUUCAGACGGUGCUAUGACCAAAUUGUGAUAUGCUGCAGGAACUUCAUUCAGCAAAAACGGCAACCCCAGUGAUUGUAAUUGUGAUAUUGGUAGUGUGGUAUGAUAAUUGGUAUUCCAGAAGCCGUUUUAGAAUAACUUCCCAGCGAUGAGGUCAUCUAGAAAUCGGUCCCACUUUGGUUGGAGUAUUUCUGAAUACUCCGUCCGUUCCUCCGGUGUUAAGGAGCUGUACCUAGAAUAAUAAAUGUUAUGGUUGACCUUGAAA
Molecule: messenger RNA, 776 nt
Organism: Aedes albopictus (Asian tiger mosquito)
Lineage: Eukaryota; Metazoa; Arthropoda; Insecta; Diptera; Culicidae
Product: low molecular weight phosphotyrosine protein phosphatase 1
Exons: 3
Coding region: 122-586 (154 amino acids)
Biological process (GO): protein dephosphorylation
Cellular component (GO): cytoplasm
Molecular function (GO): acid phosphatase activity; non-membrane spanning protein tyrosine phosphatase activity
Source: RefSeq, a predicted model, not a curated record